Molecule: messenger RNA, 301 nt
Organism: Tinamus guttatus (white-throated tinamou)
Lineage: Eukaryota; Metazoa; Chordata; Aves; Tinamiformes; Tinamidae
Source: RefSeq, a predicted model, not a curated record
AUGCGGGGACACGUGGAGACUGGAGAGCAGAGAGCUCUGGGGACACACGAGGACUGGAGCCACCCAAGGAGCAGGAUCCCUGGGGACACCCGUGACCUAGGAGACCCCGGGGCCGAGGACACCCCAACGUCCCCAGGGGACGCCCAGGAGCAGGAUACACUGUGGAGCAGGGACACCCAGGGACCAGGGCCACACGGGGACCAGGGCCACACAGGGACACCUGGGAGCAGGACACAUUGGGGACCGGGGACACCCGGGAGCGGGAUCCACCGGGAACAGGGACACAUGGGGACACCGGGGA